This is a messenger RNA of Coprinopsis cinerea okayama7#130, 3603 nucleotides long. RefSeq lists its product as hypothetical. The record is from RefSeq and is a predicted model, not a curated record. Lineage: Eukaryota; Fungi; Basidiomycota; Agaricomycetes; Agaricales; Psathyrellaceae. The coding region runs from base 1 to 3603 and encodes 1200 amino acids. The transcript has 13 exons.
AUGCCUCGCUCCUUUCUCUCGAUUUCAAGCUCGACCCAGAGUCGUCCAGAGCAACAUGAAGACUCGCGCCGACCAAGCCUGUUGGAAACCAAUUCGAUGAUGUAUGACUCCCCUACCACUCAGGACUACGGCUAUUCGACCUCCAGGAGCCCAGCGUUCGAAACUCCAGUACGACUAGGACGUGGUAUUCGAAGCAUAUCGUCCCCCAUAGCUAUGCGGCAAAGGAUGGACAGUCCAGGAAUCUCAUCCUCCUAUCAGAGUGACCGCCAAUGGUCGUUGUUCGGGCAGCUGAUGGAGAACGAGGGCCAACUACCGCCCUCGACCCCCCGGCCAAUACCUCACAGGACUACGUCACACCGCAGUUCAAAUCUCGUCGGAAGCUUGGGCGCCCUCAGCGACCAGCGGAGUUUCUUGGCAUUCAACCCCCCACCUGGAGAUGACGCAACCCGCCAUCAACGUCGCCUAUCUGAAGAGACUUUCGUCCCCGAUGCACCAGAGUACGAUUCUGUGUUUUCGGAAUCUACUGCAUCUCUCAUUCGCCCGCAACAAACGACCACCACACCCGAGAAAAAGCAAAAGUGGUCUCCUUUCGCAUGGAUUCCAGAAUUAUCCGUCGCUCACAAAAAUGUCCUGAAAUGCGCUAUCGCAUACUUUGUGGCCUCCUUAUUUACCUUUUCUCCACUCUUGUCCGGUCUGUUCAGUGAUUUAAUAUCGUACGGGCCUGGCAAGCAUACCCCACUUCCAAGUGGCCAUAUGAUUGCAACAAUCACCCUUCUCAGAGCUGUCUACUUCAAUCCUGCAAAGACUGUUGGUGGAAUGAUCGAAGCAGACCUGUUCUGCUUCCUUGGCCUACUGUAUGCCUCGUUUGUGUGCCUUGGGUCGAUGGCGAUGUAUUGGUGGGUCGAGGAAAAACAUGGGUGGGAAUGGUUGGCGGAUAUCAUCGUUCUCCACUGGGUCGGAGUCAGUAUGGCAAUAAUUGCGUUCAUGAAAGUCUGGAUGAGUAACCCUUCAUUCAAUACUGCCUGCAGCAUGAUGGCCAUCAUUGUUUUCGUUGUGAUUGUCAAGGAAGGCGGGUUGAUGACCUUGCUUCAAGUGGCGGCCAUUGCAAUAUGCGGCUCCACCAUUGCGAACCUGGUCUGCUUCUUGAUCUGGCCCCAAAGUGCAACCGCAAACCUCCAAGCAAACAUGGUCAAGACCCUGGAUUCGUUUUCGACCCUUCUUUCUCGACUCACGAAUGUCUUCUUACUCGACGACGGCGAUGAGAAUCACAUUCAGAACGUAGAACAGCUUCACCAGGCUGUAGAAAACCACCAGAACAGCUUCACAACUCUCAAGAAGAUCCUCGGAGAAGCGCAAAGCGAGUGGAUUUAUCGAGACUUCGAUGUUGAUGGUGAUGACAUUGCAUCUAAGGGUGGGAGCUUGUUACGAAGAGAAUACGCAAGCUACCGAGGAUACGAAGAUGCCGUCGAUAGCAUGAACCGACUCGCCCAACACCUGAACGGCCUGCGAAGCAGUACCCGUCUUCAGCACGAACUCACCAGAGCUGGGGUUGUCCACCAAGGGACGCCUGGAAAGGCCAGGGCUAUUGAGGACGAUGAAAGUGCUAUUUUGAAUGCUGCAGCAGAGAUGUUCGGUGAUCUGGUCGACGAACUUGGCCCACCUCUUAGGUCGCUCACUGCCGCUUGCACGUCGACCCUCGAUGGACUGAAGGAUGCUUUUACCAAAGCCAAGACGAAGUCCUUGGAACCCAGCGACAUGAUGCAACCUGAAGCCUUCAUUGAGAUGGCUGAGGGGAUCGAGCGCGCCCUCUUCGUCUUCGAGAGCACCUCCAAUCACGCCGUUCUUAGGCUAUACCGAAAAUCUUCUUCCAAUCCCUAUUCCCCUCGACCAAUGUCGCCCAGCGCCCGUUCUUUCUCCUAUUCAGAAAAUCGCCUUCUGACGGAGGAUGAAAACGAACACGUCUUCCUAGUUUAUUUCUUCAUCUUCACUUUGCAAGAAUUUGCUCGAGAGUUGGUUGGCCUUAUCGAUGCGAUGGAGCGCAUCUACACCUUUGAAAGACGGAGGCUCAUGCAAGGUGGUUUCCUUCGUCGGCUCUAUUCUUUGGUCAUCCGACGAACAAUGUUGUUCCGAAUGUGGUUGAAGAGACCGAAUACCCAAGUUAGCGGUCUGCGACGCAGUCUAUCGUACAUGAUCCCACAACACAGAAUCGCGCAUCCAUUCUUCCCUAAAAUCCGGCCUCACGCACCAGAUACGUUGCAAACGCCCUCGAUGAGUCAGUUGACGUUCUGGGGCAGGAUGAAGCACCGUGUUUGGGAGUUGAGUAAACUCCCGAAGCAGAGGAACGUCAAAUAUGCUAUGAGGGCUGGAAUCGCCAUCGCCCUUCUGGCGAUGCCCGCGUUCUUUGAUGCUACGAGACCGUAUUUCGUGGAGUUCCAGGGCGAUUGGGCUUUGGUUUCUACAUUCGUGGUGAUAUCACCCACCAUUGGAGCAACCAAUUUCAUUAGCAUUCAGCGAAUUCUCGGAACACUGGCUGGAGCGACGGUUGCGGCUUGCAUCUAUUCUCUCUUCCCGGAGAACGCGGUUGUCCUUGCCCUCUUUGGAUUUUUCUUUUCGAUUCCUUGCUUCUAUACUGGCAUCACCAGGCCUCGACAUAUGACUGCGUCUCGAUUCGUGCUCCUCACUUAUAACCUGACUUGCCUCUACUGCUACAAUCUACGACAGAAGGAUGUUUGGGUCUGGGAUAUUGCUGUCGAUCGUGCCUUGGCGGUUACGGGCGGUGUAGUCUGGGCAGCGAUUGUUUCACGACUCUGGUGGCCUUCCGAAGCCCGUGCAGAGCUGAGCAAAACUCUCGGAGACUUCUGUUUGAAUCUAGGAUGGCUUUAUACCCGACUCGUAGCUUCCAACUCCUUCGCGCCGGAGUACACUCCGGUACCAGAACCGCGCAAUGACACUGAGGAAGGAACUGCCCUCGUUGGACCUAGCAAUAUGGUCACUACACGGCUUCACAACUCCAUCCACGAAUUUAUGGCAAUGGAACUACACCUUCAGAUCCAACUCAUCGAAAUGCAGAAUCUUCUGGCUCAGGCACAGCACGAACCUCGUCUGAAGGGUCCUUUCCCUGUCCAACUCUAUCGAGAAAUCCUCACAAGCCUUCAAACCAUCCUUGAUAAACUUCAUAGCAUGCGCUGUGUCACGACGCGUGAGGAGUGGUACACGGAGGUGCGAAGGGAUUUCAUCGUCCCAGUAAAUCGAGAACGUCAUGAGAUGGUCGGCAACAUCAUCCUCAGUUUCUCAACCCUGGCUUCAGCGUUCAGGCUCAAGGCUCCGCUUCCUCCUUAUCUGCCACCAGCAGAAAAGUCCAGGCAGCGGCUAGUCGCAGCCAUUCGAGAACUUGACGUGGUCAAGAACCGAGAAGUUCGCGGUUCUCGACAGCUCCUCUUCUUUGCCUACGCAAUCACUAUGAAGGGAGUGACCGAGGAACUCGAUCGACUGGGCAAGACCCUUCAACAUGCUUUCGGUGUUAUCGGUGGGUCGGCUGAGGCAUUCGAAAGCCUUUUCCUCGAGACAGAUGAAAGGCAGCGAAUCAUCGAUCACGUUUCCUGA